Chelonoidis abingdonii (Abingdon island giant tortoise) is the source of this 1500-nucleotide messenger RNA. Its product is annotated as E3 ubiquitin-protein ligase TRIM39-like. The record is from RefSeq and is a predicted model, not a curated record. Lineage: Eukaryota; Metazoa; Chordata; Testudines; Testudinidae. Gene Ontology annotation, molecular function: zinc ion binding; protein binding.
AUAGCAAAAAGAAACUAAAUUCCUCUCCUCUCUGCAGAAGCAGCCAUGGCUGCUGCAGAUCCAGCACAACUGUUCCUAGGUGAACUGACUUGUUCAGUGUGUCUGGAUUAUUUUCAAGAUCCAGUGGCUUUAGAUUGUGGGCACAAUUUCUGCCAGGCCUGCAUCAAUGUGUGGUGGGAGGGACUGAAGACAGACUUCCGCUGCCCAGAGUGCAGAGAUACCUUUUCCCAUAGAAACUUCAAACGAAACAGGCAGCUAAGGAAUGUUGUGGAAGCUUCCAGAACACUUAGACUGGAGUCAACAAAUGAACCAGAAGUCAGCGGAGUGUGUAAGAAACACGGUGAGGUUUUAAAAGUCUUCUGCCAAGAGGAUCAAAGCCCCAUUUGUAUGAUUUGCCAUCUGUCUCGAGAUCACAAAGACCACACUGUGGUUCCCAUAGACGAAGCUGCCCAGGGAUACAAGGAUCAGAUUCUGAGCCAUCUGAAGACUUUAAAGAAGAAUCGAAAAGAGGUUCUGACAUUCAGAUCGAAUGAGGAAAAGAAAAGCCAGGAACUACUGAAGAAGACAGAAACCGAGAGGCAGAAGAUUGUGUCUGAAUUUCAGCAACUGCGUCAAUUUCUGGAAACACAAGAGAGAUUCCAGCUGGCCCAGCUGGAUGAGACGGAGCAGGACAUUAUAAAGAAGAGGGAUGGAUAUAUUGACAGACUGAAUGAGGAAAUAUCACUUCUCAAUAAGUUGAUCUGUGAGGUAUACAAGAAGUGUCGGCAGUCAGGAAGUGAAUUUCUGCAGGACAUCAGAAGCACCUUGAGAAGAUGUGAAAGAAAGACAUUUCAGAAUCCUUUGUCUCUUUCUCCUGAACUGAAAUGGGGCAGCUGGAAUUUCUCUGAAAAAUCCACAAUUCUACAGAACAUACAGAAGAAAUGCAGAGAGUCUUUCUCAUCUGAAUGGAAAUUGCACAAAGUAAAUGUGACUCUGGAUCCAGACACGGCCCAUCCCGAACUCAUCGUGUCUGAGGAUCGGAAAAGUGUGAGACGGAGAGACACAGAGCAGGCUCUGCCCAACAAUCCUGGGAGAUUUGAUACCAAGCUCUGCGUGCUGGGCUGUGAGGGAUUCACCGCUGGGAGGCACUGCUGGGAGGUGGAGGCAAUGGGACUCUGUGCUGUUGGGGUGGCCAGAGAGUCUGUGAGCAGGAACGGAAAGAUCAACUUUAGCCCUAAGGACGGGGUCUGGGCUGUGGAAUGGAGCGGGGAACAGUGGUGCCGGGCUCCUACCUCCCCUGUGACCUCCCUGUUCCUGAUCAAGGCACCUAGCAGGAUCCGGGUUUAUCUGGACUAUGAAAGGGGGAAGGUGGCAUUUAUCGAUGCUGGUAAAGGGGACCCAAUCUUCACUUUCCCAACAACUUUUUUCACUGGUGAGACAAUCUGCCCGUUCUUCCGAGUUGGAUUUAGGAGCCUCUCUGGUCCGUUCCAUCCCAGUUCCCAGCUCACACUGUGUCCCUGA